AUGGUAACAGAGACUCUCAGGUGUACUGUUUGUCGCCUGAAUUACCUGUCUACCAGUCAGACUGUCCUGGACCAGCUCGACUUGCCCCAUAGAAGACUGUUUCGUCUGAUCUUGACACAGAAGUAUGCGUGUGACGUUCGUGUCAUACGCAUGCUGAGGGAGCGGACGCUGGGCAACAGCCCCACCAGACUGGUGAAACAGCUGAGGGAGAACCAUGGGGAGGAGUGGCUUGACCGCUUGGCGCACUAUAUGGAGGAGUGUGCUGGUUUUGUCAACCGCCCCAGCCUCUUACCUGUCGUGUGCCAGAAGCCUCCGGAGCCCAUCGACGUCCCUACUAGCAAGUGGCUGCUUUCAGUUUACGGGAGGGACAUUGUCAGCUGUAUGGAUCAUGUCAAGGCUUGCAUUACUUCCACGUUUGGGACCAUUUUAAAAAUGGACUCUACAAAACAGAUCACAAGAAAGUUGGCAGGCACAGCCAGGGGAACAGCACAGUGGCUGACUUCUGUUGGUAAUGAGACAGGCCAAAUUCUUAUCAGUGUCCUGACCGCUCAGGAAGGUGCGGCACUAGACACCAUGGUCUCCGGCUUGAUUAACAGGUACAGCCAGGCUGCCGUGGCUCCACCAGUGCUGCUGUACGUGGACUCUGGCUGCUGUGUAGAGAAGGGGCAGAGCAAGCUACAGGCCAGAUUUGGAGGAUGGCCUGACCUCAAUAUCAGGCUGGACAUCUGGCACUUCAUGCGUCGGCUGGCAGUGGGCUGCACCACUGAUGCUCAUCCUCUCUACCCAAUCUUCAUGUCACGUCUCUCAGCAUGUAUUUUGGAGUGGGACCCACAUGAUGUUGCUUUGUUGCGGCGGGCAAAGAGAGAGCACCUGCAGCAGGAAGGUUUGUCUGUCAUCACCAAUGACCUCGUGAACCGGCGGAUUACCAAGAAAGAGCUGGCGCUCUAUUGCCGUCGUAGGACACGUGGGGUGGAGUCCACAACCCGCCACAUUGACAGGCUUCUGCAGGAACUCAAGGGGGAGAAGGGGAGAGAUCUGAUGGGGGUUCCUCUGCUGGACACAGUGAGGAUGGAGCACAUCUGGCGUGUUCAGAUGAGGCAUUUUAAGUGCAUACAGGAUUCGCCUGGUGUGUCUCUCUUCACAGAGACGGGCACCACCACCACCAAGGGAGGGAUAGUUCUCACCAAGUACAGGUGUGCUAGGGGCUCGACCUCCCUUGAGUCUUUCCACUGCCAUCUGAACAGGAUCAUUCCAGGAACCAGUGCUAACACACUGAAUUUUCAGUUGUAUCUCCUGGAAGGCCUGAACAGAUGGAACCAAGACCGGAGAGCAGCGUCAAUCACAGAGAAACCCUCCCCUUUUCUCACCUACUCAGGGCAGGUGGUGCAAAGCAUUAACACUAACAGCCUAAACGUUUUUGGAGAGAAGCUUGUGCCCACCUUCCAACCUCCUACAGAGUACACUGGGGAACUACUUGGAGUGGACUAUCUUCUACGCCAGACCGGGCAGCCACUUCAGUCAGUGGAUGCUGACUCUGAGCAGACAGACCAGCUGCUGGAGGAAGUGAAUGUAGAUGAGCAGGAUGAGGGAUUUGAGGAGGAUGUCAAUGAGGACCCUACGCUGAGUUUCCUCUCAGAAGAUGAAGCUGACUGGAACCCACCCACAGUUCAGACUGCUGCUGCCUUCCAACCUGCAGCUGACUCAUCGCAUCCUGCCUUCUCCCAGUCUGCAGCUGCUGGAUCAUCCCAGCAUGAAUUCUCACAGUCCGCUGCUGCUGGCUCAUCCCAGCCUGACUUCUCCCAGUCCGCCGCUGCUGGCUCAUCCCAGCCUGAAUUCUCACAGUCUGCCGCUGCUGGCUCAUCCCAGCCUGACUUCUCCCAGUCUGCCAUUGCUGGCUCAUCCGAGCCUGUCUUGUCCCAGUCCGCCGCUGUUGGCUCAUCCCAGCCUGACUUCUCCCAGUCCACCGCUGCUGGCUCAUCCCAGCCUGACUUCUCCCAGUCCGCCGCUGCUGGCUCAUCCCAGCCUGACUUCUUCCAGUCUGCCGUUGCUGGCUCAUUCCAGCCUGACUUCUCCCAGUCCGCUGCUGCUGGCUCAUCGCAGCCUGACUUCUCCCAGUCUGCCACUGCUUCAUCCCAGCCAACUACAUCCACAGUCCUGUAUGCACAAGGUUCCCCCUCUCAGGACCCUGAGGAGCUUUUGGCUGUGGAUGAGCAAAACAUUCCAGGAAUGGACCGGGUGGACAGACUGGCUGAGUAUUUGGUAGAGCUGAGGACAAGCACAUGGUUAACCCUCAGCAGACAGCAGGUUGAUGACAAUUGUGUGCCUUUGGCAGAGCCUGCUUGACUAUGACAAGCAACGGGUGAAGUUUGCUGCUAGACACCAGGACAGGCUGACCACAGGGAGUUUCAGGUCUCCA
Molecule: messenger RNA, 2416 nt
Organism: Triplophysa rosa
Lineage: Eukaryota; Metazoa; Chordata; Actinopteri; Cypriniformes; Nemacheilidae
Exons: 7
Coding region: 1-2343 (780 amino acids)
Source: RefSeq, a predicted model, not a curated record